Galleria mellonella (greater wax moth) is the source of this 4431-nucleotide messenger RNA. Its product is annotated as membrane-bound alkaline phosphatase-like. The coding region runs from base 53 to 1702 and encodes 549 amino acids. Gene Ontology annotation, molecular function: alkaline phosphatase activity. The transcript has 8 exons. Gene Ontology annotation, biological process: dephosphorylation. The record is from RefSeq and is a predicted model, not a curated record. Lineage: Eukaryota; Metazoa; Arthropoda; Insecta; Lepidoptera; Pyralidae.
GUCUGUCUCGACUGAUAAUAUAACAGUCUGCCCACGCGGCGCACAAUCAGUCAUGUCGCGGUUGCAGACGUUGUUACUGGCGCAGGUUGUCGCCGCGUUGUGCGCGCACGCAGAUGUAUCGGUAUCCACACCAAAACCUAAAAAGGUAUUGGACACGAUCAUGGAGCCAAAAUUCAUCCCGCCAGAAGAAAAAAUCGGACUACAUUGGAAGAGGUCUGCUAUUAACACGAUACGAUCCAAACUGCAGGUGACCAUCAAUGAGAAUAAAGCCAAGAACGGCAUAUUAUUUAUUGGAGACGGUAUGUCAGUAGCUACCAUUAUGGCUGCAAGGACAUACGGUGGACAGCUCGCCCAAGGAAUUGGAGAGGAGAACAUUUUGGAAUUCGAGAAGUUCCCUAUCACAGGAUUGGCAAGGACUUACUGCAUCGACGCCCAAGUUCCUGACUCUGCUUGCACCGCCACUUCAUAUCUGACUGGUGUGAAAACCAAGUAUGGAGUGAUAGGCCUUGAUGGAAAUGUUACCAGAGGAUCUUGCUACUCGCAGCUGUACGAGAAGAACUGGGCUCCUUCAAUUGGUCACUGGGCGCUGGAACACGGGUUAGACGUCGGUCUGGUGACAACGACACGUGUGACCCAUGCUUCCCCAGCAGGCAUGUACGCACACAGCUCUGAACGCAACUGGGAGUCGGACGCUGACGUCCCAGACGAAUGUCUCGCCAUGGGCUGCGAGGACAUCGCUCAUCAGUUGGUUUUCAAUGAGCCAGGCCGCAGAUUCAAGAUUAUACUUGGUGGCGGAAGACAAGAAUUCCUCCCCAACGUAACAGGCAGUACAGGCAGAAGACUUGACGGCGUGGACCUGAUAGAGAAGUGGCAGAAAGACAAAGUGGAGAGGAACGUGUCGUACGCAUACGUUAAUGACAAGAGUGAACUAAUGAAGGUAUACAACUCAGAUGAACUCCCAGAAUACCUACUGGGCUUAUUCCAUGACGACCAUAUGGCAUACCACCUCAAAUCUAGCAGCAACCAACCUACUCUCGAGGAGAUGGUGGAGAUCGCCAUCAAAAUGCUCAGCAAAAGUACCAAAGGGUAUUUUCUUUUCGUUGAAGGUGGAAGAAUAGACCACGCACACCAUGAUAGUCUAGCGCAUUUAGCUUUAGAUGAAACAGUGGAGUAUUCUAAAGCUGUAAAGAAAGCCAAGGAAAUGACCAACGAGGAAGACACUUUGAUAGUAGUCAGUUCAGAUCACGCUCACACGAUGACUGUAGCUGGUUACCCCUCAAGGGGUAACGAUAUAUUAGGGCUGGUGGAUACAACGAACGGGGACGAUGGAAUACCGUACACUACCAUCAGUUAUGCUAAUGGUAAAGCACCUUCCAUUGGAGCUGAUGGGAAAAGAGUUGAUGUCAGUUUACAUCAGAUGUUUACUUCACGAAACCCUGAUUACUCGUACCCUAGCCUAGUUCCCCUCGACUCUGAGACACAUGGCGGGGAGGACGUGGCUGUCUUCGCAUCAGGACCCUGGCAGCACUUGUUCACCUCUAGCUACGAACAAAACGUAAUCCCUCAUCUGAUGGCAUACGCUAUGUGUAUCGGUGAUGAGCAGCAUGCCAAUUGUAAAUCUAGUGGAACCAAUAUUCAGUCUAGUAUAUUAUAUAUUAGUAUAUUUUCUAUAGUAAUAACAAUAGGAUUAUAUUAUAAUUAGCCAUUGACUUAAAAAAUAUAAGGUUGUGAUUUGUCUAUAUUUUAAUCGCAUGCAGUAAUGUUUUGCAUUCAUUUUGGGGCUCUUCAAUUUGUAUAUGUGAUUUUUUUUAUACUAAUUUUCAAAAUUAGUUUUCGUAUAAGUAAUGUAAAAUAAUUUCUUUCCAACAAUGUUUCCUAUUAAGAAAUAUCAUGCUUUUGUAUAUAACACAGGUUUUAAUAAAUAUUUACAUAGAAAUAAGUAAUGUAACAUAAUUAUAAAUAGCAUCAUAGUGAGAGAACGAAUGUAUUUCCAUAGAUUUAAAAGAUUUUUCUGUAGUAGUGAAAUAUUUUUUUCAACUUGUAACCUUUUUUUUUCUUUUUCAAACUUGCAUUUUCAACUUACAUAAUUUACCUUGUUCUUUUUUAUUCAUAGAUAUUUUACUAUCAAUUUUUGAAAUUUGAAUCUUUAAUUUUUUCCUUUUUUCUCCCAAAUUCUUGCAUCUAUCAACUCGAAGCUUAUUUCUUUAUUACAACACUCAAAUUGUAAUAUUUUUUGUCAAUUUCUAAGCACGUAGCAUCACCUAUUGUUAUUAUAGUUCAUAUUAAAAAAUUGAAGUGCACCAAAAUUAUUGCAUCAUUAAUGUUCUAUAUAUUUCUAUAUAGUAAAAUUAUAAAAGUACAUACAGAAAGUACAACAUUUAAGAACAGAGGGCCUACCAUGAAAUGUUUUCCGAAAUUUCGGGUCCGAACGAAACACAAAUUGAUGUGAAAAUUACAUUAUAUAUACUUUAAAAAAUAUUUGAAAUGCCAGAAUAUCAUUCCUUUGGACAUUUAUGGUAGGAUUUAUGACGAACAAAAGGUUAAACUCCAUUUACUGGAUCGAUUCCGUUAUGAACAAAAACACGAAAUUGAGUCCGAAAAUUCGGAAUAUCAUUUCAUGGUAGACCCUCAGUUCUCGGAAUGUCGUUGAUUUGUGACAAACAUUGAAUCGAAUUCGAUCCAAUCCAAAAAUCGAAUAUUUACUUUUAAGGUUAUUUCGAUGAGUUCAUAUUACUUUCAUGCAUAUUUUAUUAUUAUGCAAGAAAAAAAUAUUUUAAUCAUGUUAGAAAUAAAGUGUUAGUUACCCUUUAAGUUUUUAUUAGUAAUAUUGCUUCCUGCUGUAUAUUUUUGCUUUGUAUUUUAUUCAUAAGCUGUAGAUCUCUGUAGAUAUUUAUGACAGGUCAAUUUAUAUUAGAAAAGUGUCUAUUAACUAUGAGCAAAUAUCAAACUUAUUUUAAAAUGAUUAUUACUAAUUUGCAUUUUUUCUUUUUGUGUACAAUUUAAAAGGUAAAAGUGCCUUUUCUUUUAAUUAUUUUAAUAACUUUUAGAAAUCUUGUAGUUAGAAUAGAAAAUAUGAUAUCAAUAAAAUAAAAAAGCAUUUAAUUAAAUAUAAUAGUAAAGUUAUAGUAAAUUCUAGUUUUCAAGGAAUAUAUUAAAUAUUCCUUGAAAAUAAGAAAGGCAACAAAUAAGGCACCUAAAUCCAUUAAAUUUAGAAUUUUAAUAAUUCUUGAAUUUUUUUACAAACAAACACUAAAUAUGUUUUUUUUUUUUGUAAAUAUAAUAAAAUAAAUAAUACUACAAAAUGGAAAACACCAAGAUAAACAGACAUACUUAAGAAUAACUUUUUUUUUAUUUCUACCAAACUAUGAAAUGAAAACUAUUAUGAAAAUCUAUAAAGACAUUUCCAAAACUUCUCUCUGCAUACAAACAUCUUUUUCGUACUGUACUGGGUUGACUGGAAGAGAUCUCUGACAGAGAUAAGUCCACCCUUGCUGACAACAUUUAUAAAUACAUUAUUUUAUAUGUAACUUACAAGUGCAAUAAAGAUAUAUAUAUAUAUAUAUAUAUAUAUAUAUAUAUAUAUAUAUAUAUAUAUAUAUAUAUAUAUAUAUAUAUAUAUAUAUAUAAUCUAUUUUCAACCGACUUCAAAAAACGAAGAAGGUUCUCAUAAUUUUUUUCCCAUAAUAGGUGGAAUUCUUUGAUUAAUUGAUUUUCAAAUAGUAAUAUAAAUAGUGACUUAUUUUAAAAAUUUAAUACCUACUGAUGAAAUUGGAAUAUUAGAUCUAAAUUUUCUUAUUUAUAUAAUAAAUUUAGAUAUAAAUUUAUUAUAUAGGUAAUAUUUUUUUAGUAAACCGCCACUAGUACAGAAUUAUAUUAUAGUACAAUAAUUUCUAGGCUGUUAUAGUAUUAAAAACGUUACAUUCCUAUAAUGCAAUCUUAGAUUAUAUAGAUAGAGCAUCAAGUCUCAAAAACGGGUCAACAUUUUGUCAAAUUAGCUGACUCUUUUUAUAUCAGUGUUCUAUAUACUUACGCAUAUAAUGUAUCUCGACGUAUCUAUAUUUAAUUAUUUAAUAAAUAAAAUUAGUUUUUACGCACUAGAAAGAUGCAAAAAUUAUAAAACAAAAUAAGUACAAAAGUUAUAAACGAAACGUUCAUAACUAUUUAUCACGCAAAAUUGUAUAAAAAAGUUGACCCGUUUUUCUCGAAGCAUUUGUAUGGAGAAACUCUAUCCAUAUAAUUCAAUAUUAUAAUGUACAUAUUAGAUAAGUAAUAUAAAUAAUUAGUAGAAUUAUUAUUUUUGUUGUUUUUUGUAUAAUAAAUUGACAUAUUUGGAUGUUUAUUAGAACAACAAAAUAAAUAAACGAUAUAAUGUAAAUAAUUCUUAUUAAUUAUGUUUAAACAAAAAUAAAUAAUAUCUAGUAUAAAUAAGAA